AUGCCCGCGUCCCCUAGCAAAGGCAGGGGAUCGAGCCCGGCCAAACCAAGCCAGGAUAAGCCCAAGACGACAAAGAAGAAGGACGACAAGCCCGCUGGUGCAGACAUUCGUAGCUUUUUUGGCGGCGGCUCUCAGCCAAAGAAGCCUGCCCCACCUCCCAAGGCCAAGGGAACUGACGACGAGCCCAUUGAGAUUGACCUGAGCGACGACGAGCCAGUAAAGACCAAGCCUGCUGCGCCCAAGCCCAAGGCCGCUGCUACCACCAGCAAGCAUUUCCCCGCCGCCGCCGCGUCCUCUUCAAAGCGCGCCAUCUCUAUCGAGUCCAGCCCCGAACCUACGCCUGUUAAGAAGGCCCCAGCAAAGCCCACUGCCUCUGCCAGCAAGGCUGCUUCGACGUCCAAGGCGGCCGCUUCGUCUAGCAAGCCCGCCUCGUCCUCAAAGUCUGCUGCCAAGGUGCCGACGAAGCGCAAGACCCCCUUGUCUGAUGAUGAUGAGGACGACACGCCCGUCAAGCCCAAGAAGCGUGUUGUAAAGCGUUCAGUCAGCGAGUCGUCGGAUAGCGAGUAUGAGAAGCCCAAGCCGGCUGCUCGCAAGGCUGCUCCCAAGGGAAGGAAACCGCUUGUCUCGAGCGACAGUGACAGCGAGGAGGAAGAAGAGAUCGAGGUCAAGCCCAAGAAGAAGGCUCCUGCAAAGGCACCUGCCAAGCCCAAGGCUGCGCCCAAGACGACCCCCAAGGCCGCGGCCGCCAAGGGUAAGGCCAAGGCCAAAAAGGACGACGACGACGAGGGCGAGGAAGAGGAGAAGAAGCCCAAAGUCAACUGGGCUGCCAUCGCGGCCUCUCGCGCCGCAGGUCCCCGGGCCCCCGGGUCCAAGGUCAUCCCCGACGGCCAACCCGGAGCUCUGGCUGGCCUCACUCUGGUCUUUACUGGAGAGCUCGAGUCUCUGGGCCGCGACGACGCUAUUGAGCUCGCAAAGCGCUACAUGGCCAAGGUCACGGGUGCUCCUUCAGGCAAGACGAGCUAUGUUGUUGUCGGCGAAAACGCCGGCCAGUCCAAGCUCGACAAGAUCAAGAAGACCGGCACGCCCACUAUCACCGAGGACGAGUUCCUCGACCUCAUCGCCACGCGUACCGGUGUGCUUGACGAUAAGCAAAAGGCUGCCGUGGCCAAGGCGGACAAAAAAGUCAUGGAUGAUGCUCGGGAGCUGGAGCUCAGGGAGAAGGAGGCUGAGAAGCUUCGUAAGAGGAAGGAGGCUGCUCUGGAGGGCACUGGCCUUGCUACCAAGAAAAUCACACCAGUCUCGGCUCAGCUCUGGACGACCAAGUAUGCCCCGCAGACUGUCAAGGAGAUCUGUGGAAACAAGGGCCAGGUGGAGAAGCUCGGCAUCUGGCUUAACGACUGGUCCAAGUACUACUCGUCGGGAUUCAAGAAGCCCGGCAAGGAUGGCGGUGGCUUAUACCGCGCGGUGCUCAUCUCUGGUCCUCCCGGCAUUGGCAAAACCACCUCGGCUCACCUCAUGGCCAAGGCUGCGGGCUACACACCCAUCGAGCUCAACGCUAGUGACGCUCGUAGCAAGAAGCUCAUUGAAAACGCGACCAACAUUGACAACACUUCGCUCGAUGGUUUCUUCCAGGGCAAGGGAAUGCAGAGCACCACUGUCGCGGACGUCCAUGUCGGCAAGCGAACCUGUCUCAUCAUGGACGAGGUCGACGGAAUGUCUGCCGGUGACCGUGGUGGUGUUGGUGCCAUGAACGCGCUCAUCAAGAAGACCAAGCUUGCAGAAGAUGAAGCCUCUGCAGAGCACCACUUGGAACCUUCCCUUCAGGAGGCUGCGGAGAUCCGUUCUCGCAUCCUCUCCAUUCUGCACAGGGAGAAACUCAAGGUUCCGACCAACGUUGUGGACCAGCUUGUCGGUGGUGCCGGCUCGGACAUUCGCCAGGUCCUCAACAUGCUCUCCACGUUCAAGCUGGGCAAGAGCGAGAUGGACUUUGACGAAGGCAAGGAGAUCCUCAAGGUGAACGAGAAGAACACCAUCAUGACGCCGUUUACCAUUACCGAGAAGCUCACUGGACCGUAUGCGUUCUCUCGUACCAACAAGCAGACCCUGGGCGAAAAGAUGGAGCUCUUCUUCCACGACAUUUCGUUUGUGCCACUCUUCAUCCAGGAGCACUAUGCCAAGACGAACCCAGCCUUGGUCGGCAACCUCGAUGGCCCCGACCGCACGCUCAAGCACCUCGAGCUGCUCUCCAAGGCGGCAGACUCGAUCUCGGACGGCGACAUUGUCGACCGCAUGAUCCACGGUAGCGAGCAGCACUGGUCACUGCUCCCCUUCCACGCCGUCACCUCUGCCAUUAUCCCUUCGUCCAGCAUCUAUGGUCCUAUCCGUCAAGACAACAAGGGCGGCGGCGGUGGCUGGGGUCCUAGCUUCCCACAAUGGCUUGGCCAAAACUCCAAGCAGGGCAAGCUCGGCCGCCAGCUGACCGACAUUCAGAUCCGUAUGCGUCUCUGCGUCUCGGGCGGCCGCGACGAAAUCCGUCAACAGUACAUGCCCCUCUUGGCCAACAAGAUUGUGCUCCCACUCACGGGCAAGAACGGCGCGGACGCGAUCGACGGCGUGAUAGAGACGAUGGACGAGUACUAUCUGACCAAGGACGACUGGGACGCGUUCGUCGAGCUGGGCGUGGACACGAUGAAGGAGGACGACAUCCUCAAGAAGAUUCCCACGGCCACCAAGUCGGCGUUCACGCGCACGUACAACAAGAUGGACCACCACGUCGCGUUCCACAAGGGCGACAUGUUUGCCGCUUCCAAGAAGAAGAUUGCCGAUACCGGUCCGGCACCGGACAAUGACGAGGUGUUUGAGGAAGAAGACGCGCCGCCGCCCGAGGACGAGGACGAGGCGGUCGACGAAGACGUCAAUGACUAUACAAAGGACAAGCUCAUCAAGGCUGUCAAGCCCAAGGGCAAGGGCAAGGCUAAGAAGUAG
Molecule: messenger RNA, 2985 nt
Organism: Apiotrichum porosum
Lineage: Eukaryota; Fungi; Basidiomycota; Tremellomycetes; Trichosporonales; Trichosporonaceae
Exons: 14
Coding region: 1-2985 (994 amino acids)
Biological process (GO): DNA repair; DNA replication
Cellular component (GO): DNA replication factor C complex; nucleus
Molecular function (GO): ATP binding; ATP hydrolysis activity; DNA clamp loader activity
Source: RefSeq, a predicted model, not a curated record